UACAGACAGGGAGGGAUGUUUAAAGUUAAAGAAGGAAGUCAGUCUGCCAGACUCCAUUUUACACUUUGACAGAGCAGGAGGAAAACAGGACGGGAGAAGAUGAGUGAUUUAACAGAUGAGGAAGAGGACAAGUCUCCAUUCUCCAGCUGGCUGUCUCUGAAGAGGGACCGGUCUAAAGAGGAACCUCCAGACUUCAGAGAUGAACCUGGACCGUCAGACACAAAAGGGAAGAGGAAGAGUCGUGUUCCUGUGGAGGAGCAGCUGUCCAGCUGUGCUCUGUGUCAGGACGUCCUGAAGGAUCCAGUCUCUACCAGCUGUGGACACUGGUUCUGCAGACAGUGCAUCACCUCAUACUGGGAGCAGCGACCUCCAUCAAGAGACUCCUGCUGUCCUCAGUGUGGAGAGAGAUCCAGAACCAGAGCUGGCCUGCAGACAGCCAGUCAGAGCAGCUCUGUACGAGCAGAUAGUGGUCUGGAGGAGGUUUUAGAUGAACAUAGGCUCAGUCUGAGGAGGAGAUGUGAACGUGUGACUGAAGGAUGUGAACGUGUGACUGAAGGAACUGAUGAAAGUGAAACCCUCCUCAACAGCAUCUUCACUGAGCUCUACAUCACACAAGACCUGAGUGAAGAGGUUAAUACCCAACAUGAGGUGAGGCAGCUGGAGACAGCUUCCAAGAAGAAGCCCCUCCAUGACACUCCAAUCAAGUGCCAGGACAUCUUUAAAGCCUCACCUGACCAACAGACUCUCAUCAGAGCGGUCCUGACCAACGGAGUCGCUGGAGUUGGAAAAACCUUCUCAGUGCAGAAGUUCACUCUGGACUGGGCCGAGGGUUUGGAAAACCAAGAUGUCAGUCUGGUGAUCCCGCUCUCCUUCAGGGAGCUGAACCUGAUCAAAGGUGAGCAGUACAGUCUUCUCAGGCUGCUCCAUGUUUUCCAUCCAACCUUACAGAAGGUCACAGCAGAGCAGCUGGCUGUCUGUAAAGUGCUGCUCAUCUUUGACGGCCUGGAUGAAAGCAGACUUUCUCUGGACUUCAGAAACAAUGAGGUUGUGUCUGAUGUCUCACAGCAGUCCUCAGUCAACGUGCUGCUGACAAACCUCAUCAGGGGGAAGCUGCUUCCCUCGGCUCUCGUCUGGAUAACUUCCAGACCUGCAGCGGCCAAUCAGAUCCCUCCUGAGUGUGUGGACAGGGUAACAGAAGUACGAGGCUUCACUGACGCCCAGAAGGAGGAGUACUUCAGGAGGAGAUCGAGUGAUGAAGACCUGUCCAGCAGAAUCAUCUCUCACAUCAAGAGCUCCAGGAGCCUCCACAUCAUGUGUCUGAUCCCAGUCUUCUGCUGGAUCACUGCUGCAGUUCUGGACCACAUGUUGACUACAGACCAGAGAGGAGAGCUGCCCCAGACCCUCACUGACAUGUACUCACACUUCCUGCUGGUCCAGACCAAGAGGAAGAAGCAGAAGUAUGAAGAGGGACAUGAGACGAGUCCACAGCAGCUGAAGAAGAAGAAGAAGAAGAACAAGAACAAGAACAAGACAAGUCCACAGCAGCUGACGGAGGCUGACAGGGAGCUUCUUCUGAAGCUGGGGAGGCUGGCGUUUGAACAUCUGGAGAAAGGAGACAUCAUGUUCUACCAAGAAGACCUGGAGCGCUGUGGUCUUGGUGUCACCGAGGCCUUGGUGCACUCAGGAGUUUGUACAGAGAUCUUCAAAAGAGAGAGUGUGAUCUUUGAGAAAACAGUCUACUGCUUUGUUCAUCUGAGCAUUCAGGAGUUUCUGGCUGCAGUCUACUUGUUCCACUGUUACACCAACAGAGACACAGAGGUACUGAAGGACUUCCUGAAGAGAGACUAUAGCAACAGGUAUAACAGUGAUCAUGAUUACCCAUCCCUGGAUGUCUUCCUGAAGGGAGCCAUGGAGAAAUCCCUCAGAAGUGAAAAUGGCCACCUGGACCUGUUUGUCCGCUUUCUCCACGGCCUCUCUCUGGAGUCCAACCAGAGACUCUUAGGAGGCCUGCUGGGUCGCACAGACAACAGACCAUAUAUCAUCCAGAGAUCCAUCAACAACCUGAAGAAGAUGAGCAGUGAUGAAAUCUCUCCUAAGAGGACCAUCAACAUCUUCCACUGUCUGACAGAGAUGAACGACCACUCAGUACAUCAGGAGAUCACAGAGUUCCUGAAGUCAGGGAACAGAUCAAAGGAACUCUCUGUGAUCCACUGCUCUGCUCUGGCCUACAUGCUGCAGAUGUCAGAGGAGGUUCUGGAUGAGUUGGACCUGAGGAAGUACAACACAUCAGAUGAGGGACAACGGAGACUGAUUCCAGCUGUGAGGAACUGCAGGAAGGCUGUACUUUCUGACUGUGGACUCUCAGAGACUGAAUGUGAAGUCGUGGCCUCAGCUCUGAAGUCUGACUCCUCCCAUCUGAGAGAUCUGGACCUGAGUCAGAACUACCUGCAGGAUUCAGGAGUGGAGCUGCUGUGUUCUGGACUAAAGAGUCCAAACUGCAGACUGGAGACUCUCAGACUGAGUAACUGCAGGUUGUCAGAGAUCAGCUGUUCUGCUCUGGCCUCAGCUCUGAAGUCCAACAUCCAUCUGAAAGAUCUGGACCUGAGUCAGAACGAUCUGAAGGAUUCAGGAGUGAAGCUGCUGAGAGAUCUUCUGGAGAGUCCAGACUGCAGACUGGAGACUCUCAGUCUGAGGUGGUGCAGUUUGUCAGAGAUCAGCUGUUCUGCUCUGGCCUCAGCUCUGAAGUCCAACAUCCAUCUGAGAGAUCUGGACCUGAGUUGCAACGAUCUGCAGGAUUCAGGAGUGAAGCUGCUGAGAGAUCUUCUGGAGAGUCCAGACUGCAGACUGGAGACUCUCAGACUGUGGGGCUGCAGGUUGUCAGAGAUCAGCUGUUCUGCUCUGGCCUCAGCUCUGAAGUCCAACAUCCAUCUGAGAAAUCUGGACCUGAGUUACAACGAUCUGCAGGAUUCAGGAGAGAAGCUGCUGAGAGAUCUUCUGGAGAGUCCAGACUGCAGACUGGAGACCUUUCUAAUGACUGGUGACUCCGAUGUGAAACAGGAAGUGAAGACAGACAGAGAGCCUCCUGAAUCCUUCUCACCUGAACACACAACUGAGUCUUCAUACAGGUUCAGGUGUCCUGGUCCAGGUGAGUUCCAGUGUGCUUCGACUGGCCUGGUGUUCGUCAUGGCUCAGGAGGCAGAGCUUCUGUACAGGACGGUCCCUUGGGAGGAGAGCCUCCUCCAAUCAGCUGACAAGCAGGCAGCAGGGCCGCUGUUCAACGUGAAGAGUUCUGUUGAAGCUGCCGUCGUCCAGCUCCACCUGCCACACAGUGAGACAGAGGAUGCGCUGCUCCUGGACGGCCUGUUGUCUGUCGUCCACAUCACUGAUGAAGGCCUGAGCAUCUUGGAGCCGCUGGAGGUCACACACACUCACGUGGUGGUGAAGGUGCCUCACCUCUCUCUCUUUGGCCUUACCAUCGAUACAUUGAAAAGGCUUUUAAAGAAGCGGAUAAUGGGUCAAAUUCUGCUGUUCCUUCGACCCCUGGUCAGAGAGGAGCAAAUACUGGAUGUACAUCUGCUGCAGAACAACGUCUCUGAGGAGGAGGUUGCUGUCAAACAAGGAAGUGCUGUGAACAUCCCAAUCUCCUCCCACUGUGAGCUGGUUAUUGAUCACAGUUACAGUUUGCACUGUGAACCUGAGGGCUUCUUCAUUCAGCCUGAGAGUAAAACAUUUGAAUCCAGGUUUGGACCAAACUACCAUCCGACAUUUCAAGUUUCUCUGACGAAGAGCACAGAGAGAGUGGAUUUGAAGGUCAAGGACCAAGAUGGAAACGUAGUCUGGUCUUACCAGGUGCCACUGGAAGGUCCAAGGCAUGCAUUGUCCCAGAGAAAUGUCCCAGCAGAGAGCAGAGUCCCAGCAGAGAGCAGCGUCCCAGCAGAGAGCAGAGUCCCAGUUCAGGUGUCCUGGUCCAGGUGA
Molecule: messenger RNA, 3975 nt
Organism: Trematomus bernacchii (emerald rockcod)
Lineage: Eukaryota; Metazoa; Chordata; Actinopteri; Perciformes; Nototheniidae
Product: NACHT, LRR and PYD domains-containing protein 3-like
Exons: 18
Coding region: 100-3975 (1291 amino acids)
Molecular function (GO): protein binding
Source: RefSeq, a predicted model, not a curated record